Molecule: messenger RNA, 714 nt
Organism: Prorocentrum cordatum
Lineage: Eukaryota; Dinophyceae; Prorocentrales; Prorocentraceae
Source: the annotation of a GenBank genome assembly
AUGCCAGAGUCUCUGCCGAAGGUGCCAGAGGUGCCAGAGUAUCGAGGAGAUGCCGAAGACCCAGAGAUUGGAGACUUCAACUACGUGCUGAUACUGCAGGAAAAGAACAUCAAGCAGUGCCAGAAAAUGAUGCAAGACGUGAAGAAGAAGUACGAGACGCAGAUCGACUACCUGACGGCACAGAAGAGAAAGCUCAACAGUAUCUUGCUCAGGUCGCAGAUGCUAAACACAAGGAACACCCUUGAGGCCAUCGUGAUCGGGGAGAACAUGCAGACGAUCACGGACCAGCUCAAAGGCAUCGAGGAAGCGCUGACCGCCACGCUCCAAGCGCACGCCAGCUUACAGUUCCGCAGCGAGCCCCCACCUAAAUACCCAUCGAGCAAGGAGUACAUGAAGAAGCAGGUCACGCCGAUCCGCACGCAGCGCGCCAUGGAGCUCGCCAAGAUCACGUUGGCACCCCCGUGGGACGCGGGCGACCCAAGCACGUGGGUAUUCCACGGCUGGACGCCUCCAGCGGAGGGCAUUCCAGACUGGGACAAGGACGAUCCGAGCACGUGGGUGUUCUACGGUUGGAAGGAGAGGCGCCCAUGGAUGAACCACCAGAAGGGGCAGAGUAGUGGCGAGAGCGAGAGCAAGGUGAAUGCGGAGGAAGUCCCGAUCACUGUGAAAGCGGAGGAAGUCCCGGCCACUUCGGACGGGGAGGGGGGGAUCUGA